This is a messenger RNA of Camarhynchus parvulus, 2704 nucleotides long. It is a transcript of the gene PCBP3, whose product is annotated as poly(rC) binding protein 3. Lineage: Eukaryota; Metazoa; Chordata; Aves; Passeriformes; Thraupidae. Gene Ontology annotation, biological process: regulation of RNA metabolic process; regulation of gene expression. The record is from RefSeq and is a predicted model, not a curated record. Bases 485 to 1573 code for a protein of 362 amino acids. Gene Ontology annotation, cellular component: nucleus; cytoplasm. The transcript is spliced from 17 exons. Gene Ontology annotation, molecular function: mRNA binding.
GGCCGGGCAGAGCCGGGCGGGUGGCGGGCAGGGCUGGGCGCUCCCGCUCGGCUCCGGCUGCCGCCGCCCCUGAGUCAGCCCCGCCGCUCCCCGCCCUGCCCCAGCCGGCGCUCGGUCCGUCCGUCCGGACACAGGGAGGGAGCCACCCAUCCAGCUGCAGCACCAGCCUUCCAACGCUGCCAGAUGUGCCGCCAGGUUGUGCUGUGCCUGCAGCCCACUCCAGAGAUCCUUCCCUGCCUCCUGCCCUGCUGACCACCAGCUCCACGGGAUCCCUGACCUGGCCCUGCGGGUCCUCCAACGGCUUGUGCCGUGGACUGCUGGGUUCCCCCCUAUGCUCAGCAUGCCCUUUUCUGGUGCAGCCAGACCUUCCCAGGAAUCACUCUGGAGCUUGAGGCCAUCCUGUAGGGUAAGGUGAUCCCGCCAAGGUGCUGCCUGUGCCGGGCUGCUCUCCCAGCUAGCGUGCGUCUCCCGUUCCCGGUAGGAAAUGGAGUCCAAGGUCUCCGAAGGCGGCCUCAACGUCACCCUCACCAUCCGGCUGCUGAUGCACGGCAAGGAAGUUGGAAGCAUCAUUGGGAAGAAAGGAGAGACCGUGAAGAAGAUGCGUGAGGAGAGCGGGGCAAGGAUCAACAUCUCGGAGGGGAACUGCCCUGAGCGGAUUGUGACAAUCACUGGCCCCACCGAUGCCAUCUUCAAGGCUUUUGCCAUGAUCGCCUACAAAUUUGAGGAGGACAUAACCAACUCCAUGAGCAACAGCACCGCUACCAGCAAACCUCCGGUGACGCUGCGGCUGGUGGUGCCAGCGAGUCAGUGCGGGUCCCUCAUCGGCAAGGGGGGCUCCAAGAUCAAGGAAAUCCGAGAGUCCACAGGUGCUCAGGUCCAAGUGGCGGGGGACAUGCUGCCCAACUCCACGGAGCGGGCAGUGACAAUCUCGGGGACACCCGAUGCAAUUAUCCAGUGUGUCAAACAGAUCUGUGUGGUGAUGCUGGAGUCCCCACCAAAAGGUGCCACCAUUCCCUACCGCCCAAAGCCCGCCUCCACCCCUGUCAUUUUUGCAGGUGGUCAGGUAAGAGCCGACCCGCUUGCAGCCUCCACUGCCAACCUCAGCCUUUUACUGCAGCACCAGCCGCUGCCCGCCUAUACAAUUCAGGGACAAUACGCUAUUCCACACCCAGAUCAGUUGACCAAGCUCCACCAGUUGGCUAUGCAGCAAACCCCCUUUACUCCCCUUGGACAGACCACCCCCGCUUUCCCUGGAGAAAAGCUGCCCUUACAUUCCUCCGAAGAAGCUCAAAAUCUGAUGGGCCAGUCAUCAGGUUUGGAUGCCAGUCCCCCGGCCAGUACUCAUGAACUCACCAUUCCCAAUGAUCUAAUAGGCUGCAUAAUCGGACGCCAAGGGACCAAAAUCAAUGAAAUUCGGCAGAUGUCGGGAGCGCAGAUCAAAAUCGCGAACGCCACGGAAGGGUCAUCGGAGCGCCAAAUUACCAUCACAGGAACCCCUGCAAACAUCAGCCUUGCGCAGUACCUCAUCAACGCCAGGCUGACGUCUGAGGUCACUGGAAUGGGCGCACUCUAAUUUCCACCCACCAUCCUCCACUCCGCACCACCCGACCCUCUCCAGCCACCGGCACUCCACCCAGCCUGUACUGCCUGUACAUUUACUGUCUUCCCUUUGCCUCCACAGAUACUCUUUUCUUUACUAACGUAUAUAUAUAUAUAUAUAUAAACACACGGGCGUGUAUGCACACACUGGAACGUUUCUUUACAAGCUCUUUAAUCUGUGCUCCCGAAGCUGCUCCCAAACUCUUUGGUUAUGGUCCUUAUUUUCAGCGUUACGGUGUUAAUUCUUCAUCUGCUUCAUCUGCUUUUUGGGGACAAGGGGUGGGGGGCGUUGUUUUUUUUCUCUCACUGGCAAGACUUCAGGAGCUGGUGGGGUCUCUAGUGUCAGUCUAGCAUAGCUACCCAUACAUUGAGUUGACGUUGGCAGUACUUUCUGUAGUGUAUGGACAUAAUGAUGCCACCCAGAGCUGUGCAUGUUUCAGACGAAUUAAUUUUUCUCACCCUCCUUCCUUUGGUGCUCCCCCUUGCUUGUCCUGGCUCACCUUCGCCGCCUCACGCCCCUGCCCUUAGGGUAAGGGCGUACUUUUCACCCUGUGUUAUUUGGGAAGCAGAAGCCAAGUACGGGUUCAGCCCGCAGGCUUCUCUCUUGGAACAUGGCAUGGUCCAGACAAGCCCAUUUUCCUACUGAACUAAGGGAAUCACACACACACAGAUACACACAAAUGCUCUUUUCUUUUUUAACUAACAAGCACCUGGAAGUGGGAAGAACUCAGCUGUAUGGGACUCACACCCCCAGGGGCCUUUGAAAGCCCUCUUUUGGCAAUCCCCCACAAGCAAAACCUCAGGAAGCUCUGUGAGCCAGCUGUGUUUGUCGUUGUUUGUGUUCAAUAAAUGUCUGUGCAGCUCUGGUACUGAUGGGCUCCGAUUGUUCUUCUCCUGGGUUGCCCCAGCAAUGCCAGCCCCAUCCUUCCCUCUGCAUCCUUCCACACCUUUUUAGCUACUUGGAGGGAAGGUGGGGGUUGUAUGCAAGAGUUCUCCAUUUUUUAAAUUAUUAUCAUUAUUAUUACUAUUAUUACUAUUAUUAUUUCUCAUCAGCAUCAUAAUAUUUUGUUUUCAUUUUUUUUAGAGAAAUGACUGAUGCACUUCC